AUGGCAACCCAUUCCUGGAGCUCUUCUUGUCCCCUGUCCCCUCUUGAUCAAGGAGAGCUGGGACCCACUCUUCCAGCAACUGCUGUUGAGUCAACAAGCCUUGAACCCAAGGUCUACAGGGAAAUCUCCCUCAGCCAAGCAAUCUCCCUCAUCCUGGGAUUACAAAACCAAGUCCUCCGGCUCAAGCAGGAACUCAAGGAAACAAAGGAAGCAACCAAGGAAGCCCAAGACUGGAUGGGUGCAGUCAAUCAAGCCCUCACUUGCAUUGAGGCUAGGGGUGGAGCCCCCCACACACCAGAAGACCAGAAACCUCCAGCAGUCAAGGCCACGCCCAGGCCCAUAUCAAAAACCAACCCUCUACCAGCGCCUAGUGCGCCCUUCAUUGCCUGGGCCAACCCCACCAAAGCUCCCCCUACCUUUGCACAGCCAACUCCUGUCUGGGUCCCCCUGCAAGGCUAUACUCCCCCUCCAUCUUUGCCUAUCCAACUCUGUUCCCCCCAAGUCCCACAACCAGUGGCCCCUGUAGCCACGUAUCAACCCCCAGUUAAGGUAGACCACCCUGACGCCUAUAUUGGGAAGAUAGGGAACAAAGCCUGCCAGUGGCUCACAAGAAUGCUGGCAUGGGUACGCCUAAAUCAACAGAUGUUCCCCAUGGAUCAGGAGGUUCUAUCCUUCCUCCUGAUGAACAUGAAGGACGUGGCAGGGGCUUGGGCCCACCCUCAUCUUGAUCAACUUGGGUCACACAGGGCCCUAAUUCAAACGGUUGACAACUUUAGGACAGAGUUUCUGGCUGCAUUUGGUAACCCAGAUGCCACGCAAGCUGCUGAGCGGCAGAUCACCCACCUUGCUCAGACAGGUACCUGCGCUGAGUACAUUACAAAAUUCAGGACCAUUGCUAUGGACCUGGAUUGGAACAACGCCACCCUCCAAGGGCAAUUCACAUGUGGCCUCCACUGGGAGGUCAGCCACCUCAUAGCCACCCAAGAAUGGCGCCCCACCACCCUCCUUGAGCUGCAGAAUGCGGCCCUGGUCAUUGACAACGCCCUCUGCAAGGAGUGUGCCAGCCACCCGCCAAAGGGUAAUAAGUCUGGCGCCUCCAACACCACCCCCAACAGGGGGGCAAGUACUGGCCAACAGGCCACCAGACCAGGACGCCUAUCCAGCAAUCCUAACUUUGUCUCCAAGGAGGAACAAAACUGCCGCAGGGCUGAAGGCCUCUGCAUCAAAUGCAGAAAGACAGGCCACAAGUUUGCAGAAUGCCACACUGGCUGGAAAGCCAUGCCAAAAGAGGAAGGCAUCAAAAAGGAAGCCGCCAAAAUUGGCAAAGAAUCUGGACCCAAAUUGGGAAAAGACUAA
Rhizoctonia solani is the source of this 1356-nucleotide messenger RNA. RefSeq names its product Retrotransposon gag protein. The record is from RefSeq and is a predicted model, not a curated record. NCBI's taxonomy places the organism in Eukaryota, Fungi, Basidiomycota, Agaricomycetes, Cantharellales, Ceratobasidiaceae. The transcript has a single exon. Bases 1 to 1356 code for a protein of 451 amino acids.